Messenger RNA from Chiroxiphia lanceolata (lance-tailed manakin), 1853 nucleotides. It is a transcript of the gene PIGL, whose product is annotated as phosphatidylinositol glycan anchor biosynthesis class L. Gene Ontology annotation, biological process: GPI anchor biosynthetic process. Gene Ontology annotation, molecular function: N-acetylglucosaminylphosphatidylinositol deacetylase activity. The record is from RefSeq and is a predicted model, not a curated record. Lineage: Eukaryota; Metazoa; Chordata; Aves; Passeriformes; Pipridae. Gene Ontology annotation, cellular component: endoplasmic reticulum. The transcript is spliced from 6 exons. The coding region runs from base 38 to 673 and encodes 211 amino acids.
UUUCCCGCCGGCGCGGCGGGCCCGACGGGCGGUCGCUAUGGCAGCGGCGGCGCUGCUGGCGCUGCUGGCGGGGCCGCUCCUGCUCCUCCUCCUCCUCUUCGGGGGCGCGCGCCGCCUGCGCCGAGCGCGCUCUCGCCCGGGGGGGUCCCGCGCGCUCCCGCGGGGCGUGCGCGCGCUCGUGGUGACGGCGCACCCCGAUGACGAGUCGCUGUUCUUCGCCCCCGCCCUGCUCGGCCUGCGCAGGGCCGGGGCCGCCCCCGCCGUGCUCUGCUGCUCCGCAGGAGAUUAUUACAAUCAAGGAGAGAUCCGUAAGAAAGAGCUGGAGCAGAGUUGUUGUGUCCUGGGGAUUCCUGCAUCCGAUGUCACAGUCAUUGAUCACAGGGAUCUUCCAGAUAAUCCUACUGUGGAAUGGGACACACAUCUCCUCGCCACCAUUGUGCUGGAGCACAUAGAGGCCAAGAACAUCAACCUGGUGGUGACCUUUGAUGCGGGAGGAGUGAGUGGCCACACAAACCACAUCUCUCUUUACUCUGCUGUCAGGUACCUGCAUUCAGAGGGGAAGUUACCUGAAGGCUGCCCAAGGUCGCUUAGUGGAUUCCAGCGUUAUCUCAGAGGCCUCUGGCUAAGUUGCUGUUUCAGGGCCUCCAGCUGGAACACCUGUUUGGCUCCCUAACACAGUCACAACAGGCUCUGAAAAGCUUCACCUGCUGGUGUCACAGGAGUGGACUCCUCAAUGGCAGCACUGCUCCCACCCUGCUUGGCAGGGAGCAGCCAGUUUCUCUGAACCCUUUUUCAUCUCUCCCUGGACUGUACAUUCCUUCCCUGCUUCAUUUCAUCUCACUUUCCCAUGCAGAACAGGCUUUGCUGUCAGCACAUGGAUAUCCUUGUGAUAUCACUGGCACAGAAGGCUCUUAGAGUGCCCUUUUUUUGGGAGGCUGAAUGCCACCAUGCCACCACUUUGCCUGAUCUGACCGAGGAGGGUGCAGCAGGUCAGAUAGAUCCACACAGAAAUCAUUUGCAGUGGUUUUUAUCCCCUAUUGCUGAGCUUUGGGGAACAAAAGGUGUAAUUGCUGCAUGAAUUAAUAUUUCUCAGGGAAAAAAAAAUUAGGAAAGGGAGAGCAUGUUUUGUUAACAGAGCAGUCCAGGCUUCAGAGGGCAGUUGUGGGUAACCCUGUGUCAGGCCUCUCUUCCCAUCAUUGCGAGUAGGAAUUCACAUGAUAUUGCCAGAGUCCCUUAACAACCAUCCAGGAAAGGAAAGAUCCAUUUCCCUGUGCUUGCUCUAGCCUUGUCUUCCCUUGUUUGAAAAGCAAACAGGUGGCCAGUGGGAAUGCCGAGAACAAGAGCAAGAGGAUCCAUAUCUAUUCCUUUCCUCUGCCACAGUGCAGCACUAAUUCUUCUCUCUCAAACUAUCCACAGCAGCAGCCCAGAAGGUCUCUGCAGAGAAGGGGGAAGAGGAGUUCCCCCACUCGUGGCACAUCACAGGUUUCCUUCCAAGUUUGGAAACAAAAAAUUCUGUAGUGGGAGUAGAAGAACCCUCAGGGCACUUCUGUUUGUGAGCAAGUGCAGCACUUGUCCCUGCAGAGCAUCCUUUGCAGGAGCAGCUGAGACCGAUGGCAGCCAAACAGCAACUGCUCUGCUGUCACUUGUCCGGGUGGGCCGGGAGCGAGACGGGGGCUCAGGCUCGCGGUCAGGAAGUGGCACAAGCCAUCCGUGCUGGUCCCACAGCUCCCUGCAUUCCCGCACGUCCGGGGGACCCCGCGGGGAGCUUGGCAGAGCUCAUCGCACAGCUGCUGCUCACAGGAGCACCGUGACCUUGCAGGGCUGGGGGCUGAGGCUGCGGGAGGACGGGGUGG